UUACGGUUUAAUUCGAAAAUAAAUGCGAGAAGAUUAUUAUCUGAGAAGAAACAAAGGAAAGAGUGAAACAAGAGUUUUCCAUGGAAGCUCUUAUUGCUUCCGCUUCCUUCUUCCUCCCUUCCUCCAAGUCUUCCUUAGACAUUAUCAAUAACCGAUUCUUCCCUUCGUCUUCUUCUCCCAACAUCAAUUUUGGAACUUUUAAGAAGAGUUGUAUCUCUUCCCCAUCACACCUCGUCUUCUCCUCUCCUGCAAUUUCCUCACCGCCUUAUUCUAUUGCUCUCUCCCGAAACACCUAUUGGAUGGUGAUUUUGGAUAAACCUCCGCAAGUGGUUUCUUCUAAAUCCGAUAUCGUAGAUUAUUAUGUUCGGAUUCUCUCGAAAGUGUUGGGCAACGAAAAAGAUGCACAAAUGAGUAUAUAUGAUGCUUCCUUUGAUACCCAUUUCGGGUUUUGUUGUCAUAUCGACGAAGAUGCUUCACACCAGCUCGCUCGUUUACCUGGAGUUCUAUCUGUGAGACCUGAAGCUGAUUACAGUUCAGAGAUUAAGAAUUAUGACAUUGGGAAGCAGACAGGUGUUUCCUUGUUUGAUCAUGGGACAGUGAAACACUGGAUGGUCCGUGUAGACAAACCAGGAGUUGGGAUUGUCACAAAGGCACAGAUGGUUGAUCAUUGUGUUCAGUUGCUAUCAAAGGUUUUGAGGAAUGAGAAGGAUGCACAGAUGUGUCUUUAUCAUGUUUCGUGGCAGUCCAAAUUUGGUUUUUGUUGUGAUCUCGAUGAAAAAUGCGCCCAGGAGUUAGCUGGAGUACCUGGUGUUCUUGAUGUUGUUCCGGAUAACAAUUUUGAGUCACUAAACAAAGACUAUUAUGAAGAAGUCGAUAAUAGCACACAAGAUUCAAGAGAAGAUUCAGAGUCUCCCCCUGUUAGAACGAAGAAGCUGUUUAUAACUGGACUGUCUUUCUACACAUCUGAGAAGACACUGCGUGCAGCAUUUGAAGGAUUCGGUGAACUAGUUGAAGUCAAAAUAAUUAUGGACAAGAUUUCAAAGAGAUCAAAAGGCUAUGCCUUUCUUGAGUACACGGCAGAGGAAGCCGCAAGCACUGCACUAAAAGAGAUGAAUGGAAAGAUUAUUAACGGGUGGAUGAUCGUAGUAGAUGUAGCCAAGACGAAACCGUUCAGGCAAAACAGAAGUCAGCCGAGUUCUGGGUUCUAGAAACGAGUCUUUAAGUGUUACUACAACUACAUAGGGGUUUGAGAUCAAGGAAGAAAAGGCAAGGCAGUUUCAUGUUUCACACUAGAUUUAAAAGGCUUUUAAGAGGACAAGAGUUCCAGGUCUGUUGGAUUUCUACCGAUUGACUUCAGAUCAAAUCUGAAUGUGAAGUUAAUAAUAAUACUUGCAAGUUCAAAUCAGAUUUGGAGGUAAAAAUACUACUUACAAGCGUAGAGGAAAAAGAUAUUUAACAUGCCC
Thlaspi arvense is the source of this 1463-nucleotide messenger RNA. NCBI's taxonomy places the organism in Eukaryota, Viridiplantae, Streptophyta, Magnoliopsida, Brassicales, Brassicaceae. The record is from the annotation of a GenBank genome assembly.